GUGGGUAAAGAUCAUUACUUAAACAACUUCCAAACAUAUGUUUGUUUUGGAGGUGUGUCAGGUGCUUGGAGUUGCAGCAAUGGAGACUCAAGGUGGUGUUCAACUUCUGCUGUUGCUGUAUGUUGUGUCCACCUGCUGGGGACAGCAAGUCUAUCUGACACUGGGAUCGGGUCCGAACAUCACUAAUAACAAUACUGAGAUCCUCAUGACUGAUAUUGGAGAGGAUGCUCUGGGUGGUCUCCCUUCUCUCGCCUGUCACACUGACCUCACUGCCUGCUGUAGAAGUGUUGCUGACAACAAUGGUAUGGGUGGACUAGGACAGUGGAGGUAUCCUGAUGGGAGUGAGCUAGUGGGAAAUGGCGCUUCGUUGUCUGCUGGACAACAGUUCUUCAUGGUGAGGAAUGGUCCCCAACUCAUCAGGCUGUCUCGUAGAGAUGGAAACAACCCCCUCUCUCCAACAGGGUCCUAUUGCUGCACCAUACCAACUACAGAAGGAGAUAUGACCCUCUGUGUCAACCUUGUGGUGUGUCUGUCUCUUCCUCUUAUCACCAAUGGAAUGAUCUCCUAUUCUGCCCUAACACUGGGUGCGAGUACUGUGGCCACCUACACUUGUGACACUGGCUACAUUCUCAAUGGAGACGCCACCAAGACUUGUGGAAGUGAUGGAAUAUGGAGUGGACUUGCACCAAUUUUUUGUCAAGUCAAUGUUGGUUCAGCCACAUGCUUUGAUAAUCUCCCAGCCAUCACUAAUGGAGGCAUAACCUAUGCUGGUGGAUCCAUUAACAACAGAACAGUGGCUACUUACAGCUGCUUCAGUCCCUACACUCUGGUUGGAGUGCCAGUGAGGACUUGUCAGAGUGAUGGAACCUGGAGCUCAUCAACAGCUCCAGUGUGUCAGCUGAUAACCUGCUCUGAUUUACCCUCACUGACAAAUGGGAUUGUUGAUUAUGGUGGUGGUGGAUCCACUAACAGCAGACCAGUGGACACUGUGGCCACCUACAGCUGUAACUUUGGCUACACUAUCAAUGGCGGCAGCACCAGGACAUGUAGGAGUGAUGAAAAUAAUGGAGUGUGGAGUGGGUCAGCUCCAACUUGUCAGCAGAUACUCUGCUCUGACUUACCCUCUCUGAUCAACGGGAUGAUCACCUACAGUGCUGGUGGAUCCAUCAACAGCAGACUAGUGGGCAGUACAGCUACUUACUCCUGUGACAAUGGAUACCGUCUAGUCGGAGAGACAAUGAGGACUUGUGGGAGUGGAGGGAGCUGGACUGAGUCUGCUCCAGUGUGUCAUCUGAUAACCUGCUCUGAUUUACCCUCACUGACAAAUGGGGUCGUUGAUUAUGGUGCUGGAUCUACUAACAACAGACCAGUGGACACUGUGGCCACCUACAGCUGUAAUCCUGGUUACACUUUCAAUGGCGGCAGUACCAGGACAUGUGAGAUUGAUGGAAAUAAUGGAAUGUGGAGUGGGUCAGCUCCAACUUGUCAGCAGAUACCCUGUUUUGACUUACCCUCUCUGACCAACGGGAUGAUCACCUACAGUGCUGGUGGAUCUACCAACAUCAGACCAGUGGGAAGUACAGCUACUUACUCCUGUGACAAUGGCUACCGUCUGGUCGGAGAGGCAAUGAGGACUUGUGGGAGUGGGAUUAGCUGGAGUGGGUCAGUUCCAGUGUGUCAGCAAACUUGUUUUGAUUUACAACCACUAAUGAACGGAGCUAUUGCCUAUGACGCUGGACUUACUGACAACAGACCUCUUAAUACCACUGCUACUUCUACUUGUGACAAUGACUACAUUCUGAUUGGAGUGAGUUUCAGAGUUUGUCAGAAUGAUGGAACGUGGAGUGGGUCAACUCCAACUUGUCAAGCGAACACUGGACCCACUAAUCUCCCACCCACUGAUCCUCCGCCCACCACCUGUUCUGAUCUGAUUGCUCCGACCAAUGGAAUGAUCAGCUACAAUAUAGGGACUGUUAAUCUGAGACCAGUGGACACUGUGGCCACUUACACCUGUGUCACUGGCUACACUCUCAAUGGAGACAUCACCAGGACUUGUGACAGUGAUGGAAUGUGGAGUGGGUCAGCUACAACUUGUCAGCUAAUCUGCUCUGACUUACCUUCUCUGAUCAACGGAAUAAUCUCCUACACUGCUGGAUCCAUCAACACCAGACCAGUGGGCAGUACAGCUACUCACUCUUGUAACAAUGGCUACCGUCUGGUCGGAGAGGCAAUGAGGACUUGUGGGAGUGGAGGAAGUUGGGGUGGAUCAGCUCCAGUGUGUCAGCAAACUUGUUUUGAUUUACAACCACUAAUAAACGGAGCCAUUGCCUAUGACGCUGGACUUGCUGACAGCAGACCUAUUAAUACCACUGCUACUUCCACUUGUGACAAUGACUACAUUCUGAUUGGAGUGAGUUUCAGAGUUUGUCAGAAUGAUGGAACAUGGAGUGGGUCAGCUCCAACUUGUCAUGCAAACACUGGACCCACUGAUCCUCCACCCACCACCUGUUCUGACCUGACUGCUCUGACUAAUGGAAUGAUUGGCUACAAUAUGGGUACUGUUAGUCCUAAACCAGUUGGCACUGUGGCCACCUACACCUGUAACCCUGGCUAUAUUCUUAAUGGAGGCACUACCAGGACUUGUGGGAGUGAUGGAGUGUGGAGUGAGUCAGUUCCAGUAUGCCAGCCUAUCUGCUCCGACUUAUUGUCUCUGCCUAAUGGAGCCAUUUCCUAUAGCAGCAUGGGAUCUACUGAUAUCAGACCUAUCAACACCAUAGCGACACACAGCUGCAACGAUGGCUACACUCUCAAUGGAGACACCACCAGGACUUGUGGAAGUGAUGGAGUGUGGAAUGGGUCAGUUCCAACUUGUCAGCUAAUCUGCGAGGACUUGCUCCCACUGACCAAUGGGAUGAUCUCCUACAGCAUGGGAUCCACUGACAUCAGACCUAUCAACACUAUAGCUACACACAGCUGCAACGAUGGCUACACUCUCAAUGGAGACAGUGUCAGAGUUUGUCAAAAUGACAGAACAUGGAGCGGGUCAACUCCAACUUGUCGAGUUUCCUGUGGGCCUCCUCCCUCUAUUGACAACGGUUCUUCCGGACAGCCAACCAACACAAUGAUCGGAGGAGAGGUGACCUACACCUGUGAAACUGGAUUUAUUUUUAUUGGCUUUGAAAUGAUCACAUGUUUGAAUACUGGCAACUGGAGCAGCUUACCAUCCUGUCAGACCCCUCCCCCUGUGUACUUGUCUCUCUCCUCCACCAAUUACCUGUCUGGGCUCUCCGAAAUCCCCCUGUCCUCCGUGGGAGAGGGGCGUAGCCUCGUCUGUCAUACUGACCUUGCUGGCUGCUGUGAUGGGAACACAGGAGAUUGGUACUAUCCUAACGGUUCUGUUGUUAUGGAGGAUGGAGCGUUGUAUGUUAGAAGAGGUCAUAUGAGUGUCAGUCUGAUGAGCGGAACAGCUACUGCUCCUGGUGGCCUCUACUGUUGUGUGGUGCCUACUAGUGGUGGGAUGAGCACAGCGUGUAUUGUGUUAGCCUCCUCUACUGAUGAGAGCUCUCCCUCUGACAACACUGGUGCUGUGGUGGGAGGAGUGGUGGUGGCCCUGGUAGUUGUGGUAGUGACUGGUGUAGUGAUAGUGACCUACUUAGUGCUCCGGUACAAGAGAGGAGGGAAAAUGACUGUUCCUCAUGGGAUCCCCCUCGCUUACCUGGAUCAAGGUACAGCCAAUACCUUUGAGAACAGCGGUGUUUAUGAAGAGAUUCCAGAAGAGAUUUCCAUCUCCAACUUAACGCAUAACGAUUCAUACUUGACUGUGGGUGGGCGUGGCAACACAGAGGCUCCAGCUGGAGGAAUAUACGAUAACUGAACUGAACUGUCACAUGACUCUGCCUUUUUUGUUGUGAUUGUUGGUCUUGGUUUUUUAGCUCAUGCAAUUCAUUUGUUUCUGUCAAUUUCAUAAUGUAAGGCCAAGAUUGUUUUAAAAUAAUACAUGUAUAUAUUUAUUAUUAAAAGAUUGUUUGUAA
Molecule: messenger RNA, 4031 nt
Organism: Halichondria panicea
Lineage: Eukaryota; Metazoa; Porifera; Demospongiae; Suberitida; Halichondriidae
Product: sushi, von Willebrand factor type A, EGF and pentraxin domain-containing protein 1-like
Exons: 19
Coding region: 38-3874 (1278 amino acids)
Source: RefSeq, a predicted model, not a curated record